UCGGCUCGCCAAGCAGUACCAGCAGGCGCUUUCGGUUAGUCAUCGUUGCGCUACGAGAGCGAUCAGCGCGCCGCGUCUUCGAGCGUCCGAAGUUCCUCGUGCGCGCUUGCAGAAAACCUAACAACCCUUAUUUGGGGAAUUACAGGCGUUUGGAGUGUCGGGUUUUGCAUGAUCUUUAUUGCUUCGGGUGAUAUAAAGAGAAAAGUGAAUGCGGAUAGAGGUGGAUUGGAAUUGUGUUGGAGUUUCUUUACUUGAGACAGAACCGUCAUCUUAGUUUCGUUAGACGAGAAAUGAAAACUUGAUGGUUGUACUCGAAGAAUCGCUCACCAUGAAGAUCAAACGAUACCCUGGAAAAGCGGUGAUCGAUGAUCCAGCCUGGCUGGAGAUGGAUAUUCCACCCCAUGCCAGGGGACAACAGUACGAAGCCAACUGGAUCGAUACUCAAAAGAAUUUAUCUAACAGUAGUUCAGCCUCUAACUCUUGGGACAAAUACAGUACGAAAUUAGAAGGUUCAGUGUCAUCCAGGCUAGGUCAAUACCAGAGUUUACUAGAAGAAAUUAGAAAAGACAAUAACGAAGAUAUUUACGCUAUCCCUAAAAAGAUCAAAACAAAUGGAAGCAUUCGUUUGAAGUACCACAGUGACAAUAUUCUUUCUAGGAUCAAUUCAAAAUCGAAAGCAGACAUGGAAAGACCUCCAAGAGAAUACUUUUUACCAUCACAAAGUGUUCACAGAGAUCAGAUAAAGGAACCCCCAGUUCCCAAACCCAGAGUUAAGUUACCAAUUCAAAACGGACAACAGGAGAAAUUUAAGACUGUUCUAGAAGACCUGCAAAGACAAAUGAAAAAAUCUGUACGAUUUGAUGAGGUUAGUACUGAUAUAGAUCAGGAAAUUGAAAAACGAGAGCAAUCUGAAGACAACAGUCUUGUAAGGGUUAUUGUAAAUCCAACUCACGAGCUUUUAGAAAGAAUUGAAUUAAAUAUCAGUAACGACAAUGAAGAAAAUGGUCGUGUCAGUGAAUGGGUUGAUACCCAAAACCAAUACUUAUCAGACCAAACCAGUGAUACAGGAGGAAAAGAUCUUCACAGAAACGACAGUGGCUAUUACGAACGAUCAAAAAAGAUUCGCCAAAGACUCCCUCCUAAGCACAUAUAUCCACCUUCGGCUUCUUCUAGCGAAUCUAGUAUCACACCAAGCGAAAACAACUCAGCUGAACUAGACGUCGAAAAUUUUCAAAAUAACGAAGACGAAGAAGAUGAUUACAAUGACUACGAUGAAGUAUAUAGUUUAUAUAAGGAAGGAGUGGUUCCAGCAUACGUCAGUUCACCUUUAAGGGUACCUAAACCGGUGGACAAGACGACGCAAGCUACUCCAACGUCUCCUAUGAGGAGGAGUGGUGAUUCUAACGAUUUUUUGAUUCCUAGACCUAAAUUAAUAGUGCCUGUGCAUACGUACGCGGUCAGAAGGAGACGGACUGGUAAUUUGAAUAAACAUGAUAGUGUGUCCUCUUGUAAUUACGUGUCUGCUUCGGAGAGGGAUAGUGAAACUAUGAAGCUUGUUCCGCAGAAAGAGGGAUGUGUCGAGGUGUCCAGAGAAGACAAAUUCCUGAGCACGUUGACCCCGGGCAAGGUGCUGGGCGAAUUGGCCAUACUGUACAACUGUCAACGAACCGCCACGAUCAAAGCCGCCACCGACUGCAAGCUUUGGGCCAUCGAGAGACAAUGCUUCCAAACGAUCAUGAUGAGGACUGGCCUCAUCAGGCAGGCGGAAUAUACGGAUUUCCUCAAGAGUGUGCCAAUAUUCAAAGAUCUCCCAGAAGAGACUCUGAUAAAAAUAUCAGACGUUCUGGAGGAAUGCUACUACGCCCAUGGCGACUACAUCAUCCGGCAAGGGGCCAGGGGUGACACUUUCUUCAUUAUCAGCAAAGGCCAAGUUAAAGUGACCAUCAGGAAGAAGGACUCGCCCGACGAAAAGUUCAUCAGGACGUUGUAUAAAGGUGACUUCUUUGGAGAGAAAGCAUUACACGGGGAUGAUCUAAGAACUGCCAAUAUAAUUGUGGAUGAUCCAGAGGGCGUCACCUGCUUGGUUAUUGACAGAGAUACGUAUAUUCAGCUGAUAUCGAAUCUUGAUGAAGUCAGGACCAAAUACGUUGAUGAUAUUGAUGAUAGACGAAGACUUAAUGAAGAAUAUGCCAAUGUACGAUUGGAAGACUUGAAGGUACUCACGACUCUCGGUGUCGGAGGCUUUGGAAGAGUCGAACUAGUCCAAAUCUUUGGACAAAACUCCAAAUCUUACGCCCUGAAGCAGAUGAAGAAGUCGCAAAUUGUCGAAACUCGCCAACAACAACACAUCAUGUCGGAAAAAGAGAUCAUGGGCGAGGCUAACUGUGAUUUUAUCGUUAAACUAUUUAAAACUUUCAAGGAUGCCAAGUACCUUUAUAUGCUCAUGGAAAGUUGUCUUGGAGGCGAACUUUGGACAGUACUAAGGGAUAAAGGGCACUUUGACGAUACCACCACCCGUUUUUACACAGCGUGCGUGGUAGAAGCUUUCCACUACUUACACUCAAGAAACAUUAUAUACAGAGAUUUGAAGCCUGAAAAUUUAUUAUUAGACGCUCAAGGGUAUGUAAAAUUGGUGGAUUUUGGAUUUGCCAAGAAAUUACAGGCCGGUAGAAAAACGUGGACUUUCUGCGGCACCCCCGAAUACGUAGCUCCAGAAGUCAUUCUGAACAAAGGCCAUGAUAUCAGCGCUGACUACUGGUCACUCGGGGUACUUAUGUUUGAGUUACUUACUGGUACUCCACCCUUUAAUGGCAGUGACCCCAUGAAAACGUAUAAUGUCAUUCUGAAGGGUAUUGAUGCAAUAGACUUUCCGAAGAACAUUACCAAGAACGCCACAGUACUUAUAAAAAAGCUGUGUCGAGACAACCCAGCAGAGAGGUUAGGCUACCAAAAGGGCGGAAUCAGUGAUAUACAAAAACAUAAGUGGUUUGAUGGAUUUAAUUGGGAAGGACUAAUAAACCGGACCUUGACUCCACCAAUCCUGCCGAAGAUACGAAGCGUUAUCGACACGUCCAACUUCGAUCCGUAUCCUCCAGACGAAGGCGGUCCACCUCCAGACGACCAAACAGGAUGGGACGCCAAUUUCUGAUGUUAAAAUUUAGUUUUUUUGAAAGUGCCUUAUCAGUUAUAUGACAAAUUGCCUUAAUAGGUAUACACACGAAUUAAUUAUAUAGAAUUUAUGCCAUUAUAAGAAAGCUUGGGCAUACUGCUAAUACUUAGCUAGAAUCUUACAACAGAAAUUGUUCGAAACAGAGAGACAUUUAAGAGGUUGUAUUUUGAUUCUAGCAGUGGAUGUGCAAUGUUUAUUCUUAAGUAUAUAAAAAUAUAUGGAAAGAAUCAAAAAAAUAUGUGUUAUUGCAUACUUAAACGUGAAACGUAUAAGAUGCUUUCUUCUGUCGUGACAAUAAAUUUAUUUGCAAUAACUACUCAUGUACUCAUUAUAUCACUGUUAACAAAGCAUGACAUAUUUUGUAAGCUAAGAACUGAUAAUUAAGUUAACUUGUAUUUGUUUUUGUGUAUAAGAUAUAUGUUGUAAUAUAUAUAAAAAGAUAUUAAGUAAGAAGUGCCAUUAGAUUUUAUAAAUUGUUUUUGUAUCAUAAAAUAUUAUUAAAAAAAUAUUAUCGUUUUAAGCGGCUGUCUAGGUUAUUUUUAUGUCAAAUAUUUGUCACAAUUAUUGUAAAUAGUGCGAGAGUUACCCCAUUUUUUACAUUACUUAUAUUGUAUAAUUUUAAAAUCGUUUUAUUUAGCUCUUUUAUUCUUAAAAUGCUAAAAUUUUUUAAAAAUAAUUAUUAAAUGAGACACACGAAUUGCCUUAAAAGAAAAUUGAAAUUUAAAGUGUUUUUAAAACUCUUUAUAAGCUAGAAUAAGAAAUAUGAUUAAUAAAGUGUUAUAUGGA
Molecule: messenger RNA, 3955 nt
Organism: Sitophilus oryzae (rice weevil)
Lineage: Eukaryota; Metazoa; Arthropoda; Insecta; Coleoptera; Curculionidae
Gene: for
Product: cGMP-dependent protein kinase, isozyme 2 forms cD5/T2
Exons: 10
Coding region: 302-3148 (948 amino acids)
Biological process (GO): protein phosphorylation
Molecular function (GO): cGMP-dependent protein kinase activity; ATP binding
Source: RefSeq, a predicted model, not a curated record